CCGCGCGCGGUGGCGCCACCGCGCGCGCACGUUCGCGCGCGAGAGCGAUCGUCGAUCGUCGCGCGCCCGCGCUCGCGCGCUCGCGCGCUCGCGACGCCGCGCGCGCCGUAAAAGCGACGCAUUCAAUCAAAGUCGUUAAUUCCAAUCGGCGCGGAGAUGACGCCCUCGCGCCGCGCCGCGCGCGUGUUCGCGAACGCCGCGGCGGUGGCGCGCGCGUCGGGAACGCUCGCGGCGCGGGACGGCGCGCCGGGGACGCGCGCGGCGACGCUGACGACGUGGGCGAAGGUUGGACGCGCGAGCGGGACGCGCGGGACGACGCGGGCGGACGCGACGAGCGCCGCGCGAGCGACGCGAGCGUGGAUCGGACGGACGCUGACGUCGGCGAGCGAUGCGACGUGGAAGAGAAACGGCGGUAACGAUAAUCAGAGAGCCGGGGGAGGCGCGGGUGGGGUCGGGGGCGGGAACGACGGCGCGGCGGCGGCGAGGAACGGCGCGACCGGGGACGCGGCGCCGGGCGACGGGAAGGAUAAGAACAUCUUGGAUAACUUGUUAAAGUCGCACGAUAUCGUGCAGAUGCUGGAGGCGCUCGAGGACAUGGGGACGACGAAGGAUACGAUCUCGUUGGGCGAGCUCGAGGCGUUCGUGCGCGAUCAAACGUCGCCGCCGCGGUCGGCGGAGGAGACGGCGAUCAAAGUUAAACUGCUCGAAGAGUGCGGCGCGGUGCUCAUUCUCGAAGAUAUGGUAUAUUUGCACCCACGAGACGUCACGAGCGCGGUAUUGCGCGUGCUGCCGGGCGUUCCCUCGAAAGUAUACGGCAUCACCGACGCCGAUUUGCAAGCCAUGACGAACGAGUUUGAGACGAUGAAGGAAAAUUACAAAGUCGCUCGACGACGCGCCGAGGCGCGCUCGCGAACGAUCAUAUCGAGCGGAUUAAUCGUUCUGUGCCUACAGCUCGCCACAUUCGUGCGAUUGACGUAUUAUGAAUUCUCGUGGGACGUCAUGGAGCCGUUGUCGUACUUUGUCGGCCUCUGCAACGCGAUCCUGGUGUACGUGUACUACUUAUGGAACCGCCGAGACUUCUCCUUCGAGACUUGGCAAAACUCCCUCGCGGGUAAAUACGCGGACAGUCAUCUCAGACGAAGCGGCUUCGAUCUCGACCGUUACGUCGCCCUGAGCAAACGUCUCCGCCGCUCCGCUCGCAAGUGACGGACGCCCUCGUCGACGCGUCGGGGAAUCGACGACCCCGCCUCAUCGCCUCGCGCGCGUCUCCGCGCGCUCUCGACCGCGCUCGACCGUAUU
Molecule: messenger RNA, 1299 nt
Organism: Ostreococcus lucimarinus CCE9901
Lineage: Eukaryota; Viridiplantae; Chlorophyta; Mamiellophyceae; Mamiellales; Bathycoccaceae
Exons: 1
Coding region: 157-1206 (349 amino acids)
Biological process (GO): calcium import into the mitochondrion; mitochondrial calcium ion homeostasis
Cellular component (GO): mitochondrial inner membrane; uniplex complex
Molecular function (GO): uniporter activity; calcium channel activity
Source: RefSeq, a predicted model, not a curated record